AUGAGUAGUGACGCGAGUGGUGGUACCGUGGCAGCAUGCCACACCGGCGACGCUGCAACGACGACGGCACUCUUGUUGCCUCAUGCCUCUGACACCGACGCACCGUUGCUUCACCAAGUGCAUGCCGACGAGAUCUCGGCGCUCACGGCCCGCCACGCCCAUGAAGAACGGGCGCUCACGCAGCUGCAUGCGAUCGAAGACACGACGUACCAGGCCGUGCUAAAAGAAGCCGCGAACGUCGACACGCACGUGGCUGAUACGGCGUGCCCGGCCUACUAUGUGGCGCUGCACCUCAAGCACAAGCGAGAGCAGAGUGCGCUGCGCAAGGUCCAGCUGGCCGAGUCGGUGCUCUUUUGCCAUGCCCAGCGCGACCAGUACGACGCCUUCGUGCGCCGGCAGGAGCGCGCGCGGGCGGCGCUCGCGGCCAAGCAGCGCCACGAGAUUGAGUGCGCCAUGCACGACGCGGACGAUCCGACCUUUGUCGAGCUCCUGUACCGCGAUCUGCGCCGCGAUACCUAG
Messenger RNA from Saprolegnia parasitica CBS 223.65, 519 nucleotides. RefSeq lists its product as hypothetical. The coding region runs from base 1 to 519 and encodes 172 amino acids. The record is from RefSeq and is a predicted model, not a curated record. NCBI's taxonomy places the organism in Eukaryota, Oomycota, Saprolegniomycetes, Saprolegniales, Saprolegniaceae. The transcript has a single exon.